Molecule: messenger RNA, 953 nt
Organism: Cladocopium goreaui
Lineage: Eukaryota; Dinophyceae; Suessiales; Symbiodiniaceae
Source: the annotation of a GenBank genome assembly
CUCAAGCAAGAAGGCUCCAUUUCAGCUCCUGCCCACGGGUUGCUUGCAGGUGUUUGGUUUCAUCCAUGGCCCUGUCUGAUCUGAAAAUUGGACAUCCAGCCCCCAGGCUUUCGAGGCCCCGCACUGCCGAGCUUUUUGAGAGGAACAACUGGUUGACUCGAUCCAACUCAGACCACACCAAAGCUGUGACCACGAUGCGCUUGGAUGGGGCACACCCAUUGCGUAUGGCUCGGAUGGCCUCAACUCACUUCGUGGAGGGAAGGAGGACCGAAACAACACCUGACCAGCGUUGGUUCAAGACGCACGCCACCAGCUUUGCCAAGUAUGGUGUCUACCCGGGACAGGGCUUGAAGGGGAUGUACAUGCGUGAUCCUCACACUGGUAUGUGGGUGAAGGAUACUCCGGAUCGCCUGUGGAAUGUCGAGAAGCAAAUCCCCAAACCCAGCUCAGUGGCCAAGACCAACAAGGACUUCGUUCCCUUGUACGCCCUGGACGUUCACCUCCAUGGUAAGCCCUGAGUCUUCGAAGACGUGAGCCAUUUCUUUUGCUCAUCCCGGAUUUCGGGAGAGCCGGGGACCCAAUCAUCUCCAAAGCUUGGGUCCCUUGGGCAGAUUUGGCACAACUGCGAAUGCAAAAAAUGUGCCUGGCCCAGCGAAAGUUUGGAAUCUUCAGACCCCUCCAGCGGAGCUGUGAGUGGUUCAGCCAGCAGGGCUGGGGAUCUCCAGAAUUUUAUGUGUCGCCCCUUUCCCUUUGGGCAGCACCCGAAAAAUCACCGGCAGAACACUGGCAACCGCCACUGCCAAGUGCUUUAAGAUAACUCCACUGAUGUCGACAUGUCUCUUCCCAGACACGGGACCCUGGACCUUCUGGUGGUUCAUUUCAAAUUCGACCACCAGAGGGUUGUAUCCUGACUUAUUGAUCGCCAAAGGCGCUUCCUUCCCGUCGUGCAGUGG